Messenger RNA from Cataglyphis hispanica, 1929 nucleotides. RefSeq names its product clotting factor G beta subunit-like. The record is from RefSeq and is a predicted model, not a curated record. Lineage: Eukaryota; Metazoa; Arthropoda; Insecta; Hymenoptera; Formicidae. Gene Ontology annotation, biological process: proteolysis. Gene Ontology annotation, molecular function: serine-type endopeptidase activity. The transcript is spliced from 12 exons. The coding region runs from base 367 to 1929 and encodes 520 amino acids.
GUAAAAAUAUUUUUGCUGUGUUUCUAAAUAUAAAAAGCAUUACAUUUUGUUUAAAUAGUUUUACUUAAAAAAAUCUAAAAAAAACUCACCAUCGAAUUGUAAGCAUAUAAUUUUAUGAUGUUCAAACAUUUCGCAUAUCUAAACAAUUCAUUACAUUUUACAGGAAACAGUUGGAACCUUAAGUAUUAUCUUAUCUAAGAAAUAUUAGUAGGUUAAACCACGUCCGCAGUUUACACUAUACUCAAGCACAAUGGAAUAUUAAAACAGACAUUAAAAUAUUUACAGCAUGCAUUUAAGUGUAACACAUGUCAGUUUAGUAAGACUCGUCUUAGUGUAAAAGUGACAGAUCUUUCUUUAGUGUUACACAUGCAGUAUUUUAUACUAAUUAGUUUGUUGUGUCUAAUAUUUAAGUAUGCAAACACAUUACUAUGGUAUAAGCGAGUGAAUCGACAUACGGAUACAUCUUAUGAAAAUCUUGAUUAUGAAUAUUGUGAAUGCGGAAAGAAAAAUAUAUUUUUGCCGUCAUCCAGAAUAAUUGGGGGACAAGAAGUUUCUGAAAAUGAAUAUCCUUGGAUGGCUGGUAUUAUAAGCGUCAAUAGAUCACGAGUAAUCUGUGGAGCGACAAUUAUAAACGAUCGUUAUGUAUUAACAGCAGCUCACUGUAUUGUUUAUGGUUUCAAUAAAGAUGAUCUGAAGGUAUCUGUCGGUGCUCAUGAUUCAUGCAAAUGGGAUGCAAAGAGUACGAUUUUUUCUGUUGAGAAUAUUUUUCCACAUCCAAAUUAUGAUAGCCAAACAAAUUUUGCCGAUAUUAUGUUGGUUAAACUAAUUAUGCGAAUUUCCUUUAACAAAUUUGUUAGACCAAUUUGUUUACCAAAACCUGGACUUAAUGUUAUCUCUCAAUUUGGAGGACAAUCCGUAUCUGCACUUGGCUGGGGAUUCUCAGAAACUGAUACUUUAUUUAAUAAAAAAUGUGGUUUGCGUAUAGUGGAUUUAACAUUAUUUAAACGAUCGGAAUGUCCUACCGACACCUCGAGUUUAAUUUGCGCAGGAUAUAAAACAUCACCACGCGGUACUUGCGGGGGAGAUAGCGGCGGUCCUCUUCAGAUAUUAAAUGACAAUUAUAAAUAUAUCUUAAUAGGAGUUACUUCAAAUGGAAUAUUAUGCGCCAAUGUUAAUUAUCCAGAUUUUUUCACGGAUGUCGCGCGAAUGAUACCAUGGAUAUUGCAAAUAACGAAACGCGAUUCUAAGUAUUGCGGCACGCGCGUGGAGAAUUCUACGUUUACGAGUAAAUCCGAAUUGUGGGUUCAUGCUGCCGAUCUUUCAAUUGGCUUAGGAAUGCACGAUCUUGAAAAUUUAAACGAAGGAUAUGUAGCUCAAAUCGAUGAGGUAAUCUUACAUGAAAAUUUCGAAAGUGACGAACUCCAUGAUAUAAACGAUAUUGCCCUGAUUCGGCUACAGUAUCCAGUUGAACUAAAUGAAAAUGUGAAACCCAUAUGUCUCCCGCAUAAAGAAUCCCAUUACAAGGGACAUCAUGCCAAAGUUGCUGGAUGGGGACGUGUCCGUAGAGAAGGAAAUACGUCCAGAUUUCUGCGUCAAGCUACCUUGAAAAUAAUGUCCUGGGUCGCAUGUAGGAAUACUUCAUUUGGAGAGCAUCUCACGGAAUCAAUGAUGUGUGCUUAUAGUGACAAUAAAGAUGCGUGUCAGGGUGAUAGCGGUGGACCUCUUCUAUAUGAAAGAAAGAAUGGAAAAUAUGAAGUAAUUGGGAUAGUCUCCUGGGGUAUCGGAUGCGCCGAUCCUGGAAUCCCUGGGAUAUAUGUGAAAAACACGGAUUAUCUGAACUGGAUAAAAUAUCACUCCAACGACGGUAUUUACUUAUGGAUAGAUAGACUUCAUGUAACGAAUAUUAAUAAAAAUAAAUAUAUUCUAUGA